Mauremys mutica (yellowpond turtle) is the source of this 1348-nucleotide messenger RNA. RefSeq names its product G protein subunit beta 2 (gene GNB2). Gene Ontology annotation, molecular function: signaling receptor complex adaptor activity; protein binding. The record is from RefSeq and is a predicted model, not a curated record. The transcript is spliced from 10 exons. Bases 190 to 1212 code for a protein of 340 amino acids. Lineage: Eukaryota; Metazoa; Chordata; Testudines; Geoemydidae. Gene Ontology annotation, biological process: G protein-coupled receptor signaling pathway. Gene Ontology annotation, cellular component: cytoplasm; heterotrimeric G-protein complex.
GGUCGGCGGCAGCCGCAUCACCGGGGCGGGCAGGCGGCGAACGGGCCGAGGGGGGGGGGGGCGGAUCCCUCCGCCGCUGAGUCCCGGCCGCGCGCAACCGGCCCAGGCCGGAUCCUUCCGCCGCGGGGAGCGGCCCGGAAACGAGUCCCCCGGCCCCGCAACGAGGCUGCGCCAGGUCCCGGCGCGGCCAUGAGCGAACUGGAGCAGCUGCGGCAGGAGGCGGAGCAGCUGCGCGCCCAGAUCCGGGACGCGCGGAAAUCAUGCGGCGACUCCACCCUGAGCCAGAUCACCGCCGGGAUGGACCCCGUGGGGCGCAUCCAGAUGCGGACGCGACGCACCCUGCGAGGCCACCUGGCCAAAAUCUACGCCAUGCACUGGGGCACCGACUCCAGGCUGCUGGUCAGCGCCUCGCAGGACGGGAAACUCAUCAUCUGGGACAGUUACACCACGAAUAAGGUCCACGCCAUCCCCCUGCGCUCCUCCUGGGUCAUGACCUGCGCCUACGCCCCGUCGGGGAACUACGUGGCCUGCGGGGGCCUGGACAACGUCUGCUCCAUCUACAGCCUGAAGACCCGGGAGGGGAACGUCCGCGUGAGCCGGGAGCUGCCGGGCCACACGGGUUACCUCUCCUGCUGCCGCUUCCUGGACGACAAUCAGAUCGUCACCAGCUCCGGGGACACCACCUGUGCGCUGUGGGACAUCGAGACGGGGCAGCAGACGACGACGUUCGGGGGCCACAGCGGGGACGUGAUGAGCCUCUCGCUGGCCCCCGACGCCCGGAGCUUCGUGUCCGGCGCCUGCGACGCCUCCAUCAAGCUGUGGGACGUGCGGGACAGUAUGUGCCGGCAGACGUUCACCGGGCACGAGUCGGACAUCAACGCCGUGUGUUUCUUCCCCAACGGCAACGCCUUCACCACGGGCUCGGACGACGCCACCUGCCGGCUCUUCGACCUGCGCGCCGACCAGGAGCUCAUGAUGUACUCGCACGACAACAUCAUCUGCGGCAUCACCUCGGUGGCGUUCUCCAAGAGCGGGCGCCUCCUGCUGGCCGGCUACGACGACUUCAACUGCAACAUCUGGGACGCCAUGAAGGGCGACCGCGCAGGGGUCCUGGCCGGCCAUGACAACCGCGUGAGCUGCCUGGGGGUGACGGACGACGGGAUGGCCGUGGCCACCGGCUCCUGGGACAGCUUCCUGAAAAUCUGGAACUAGCCCCCUGCUGCCCCACACCCUGGGGGCGUGGCUGCCGCUGGCCCCACCCACAGCAGGGAGGGGGUGUGGCUUUACCUCCCCUCUCAGCCCCUCCCCCUUUGAUUUCUGCCAAUUUUUUUUUUCUUCUCCUGAUUCA